GCAUCUACACCUCACGUCAUGUUCGGUUUGAGGAAUCCCUUCUUCCUGGCCUCCCUUCCCCUUCCCCUAAUAAUUAUGAUUCCCCCACUUGGAUUGGCUUCACCUCGCCUCCUGUUACCAUUUUUCAGCUGCCAAAAAUUCCCCCUAGGCCUCCCUCGCCCGCCCAGCACUCUCCCUCGUCACCUGCUCAUGGACGCCCCCAGGUCUCUCCAGCUGCUGCGCCUCCAACCGCUUCCUCCUCCCAACAAAUUCAACCGCCAGCACCACCAGCCAAGGCUCCUCGCCGCCCGCUAACCCGAAGUCAGCAUGGGAUUUUUCGACCCAAAAAAUUAUUUGUUUCGCAGGUGACGCAUCCCACUAUACCAAGUUCCGUCAAGGAGGCUCUCACCGAUCCGCGAUGGAAUGCCGCCAUGCGUGCCGAAGUUCAGGCCCUGCUGUCCAAUCAUACUUGGACCCUCGUACCUCGUCCAUUGUCCCACAACAUUGUGGCCUGCCGCUGGAUCUUUCGCAUUAAAUGGAAUCCUGACGGCUCCAUUAAUCGCUUUAAGGCCCGACUCGUCGCUAAGGGCUUCACCCAGCGUCCGGGCAUUGAUUUCCACGACACAUUCAGUCCGGUGCUCAAGCCGGUCACGAUCCGCACAGUGUUUACUAUCGCCCUUGCUCAUCAGUGGCCUAUCUUACAGUUCGAUGUGAAUAACGCAUUUCUGCAGGGCUCUCUCAAUGAAACAGUGUACAUGGCUCAGCCUCCGGGUUUCCGUGACCCUCACCAUCCUGACUACGUGUGCUGCCUCUCCCGAGCAAUCUAUGGGCUCCGUCAGGCACCCCGAUCUUGGUAUAUGGCUUUAUCCAGUUUUCUUGAACAUGAGGGGUUCAUCAAGUCCAAAUCCGACGCAUCCUUGUUCAUCUAUCACAAAGAGGGCGUCACUAUGUAUUUUUUGGUGUAUGUGGAUGAUCUUCUCCUCACCGGCAACCAUGGUCCCUCUCUGGCACGUUUUCAGGACCGCUUGGCUGCCCGGUUUUCUCUUAAAAGUCUUGGCCAGGUUGGAUACUUUCUGGGUAUUGAGGUUCAGCCGUCAUCCACUGGGUAUUUCCUGACCCAACAUAAAUAUGUCCUGGACAUUCUUCAACGCUUCAACAUGGCCGACUCUCAUCCCGCGCCCACUCCAUUAUCGGCCACUGCAAAGCUCUCUCUCGUUGAUGGCUCCCCACCCGCCGAUGCCACUCUCUACAAACAGGUGCUUGGUUCCCUUCAGUAUCUACUGUGUACCCGCCCGGACAUCGCCUUUGCUGUUAACAAGCUGUCACAGUUCAUGCAUGCUCCUACUCAACUUCAUUGGCAGCAUGUUAAACGCCUUCUCCGAUAUCUCUGCGGUACCGCCUCCCUUGGUCUUCGUCUCUCCCCGCCUACCACCUCGACUCUCGUUGCCUUCGCCGACUCUGAUUGGGCCGGUGACCCUGACGAUCGUACGUCCACAAUGGCCUAUCUUAUCUACUAUGGUGGCAAUCUCAUCUCCUGGAAAUCCAAAAAGCAACGAUCGGUCGCCCGCUCCAGCACUGAAGCUGAAUAUCGUGCGCUUGCUCACGCCACAUCCGAGCUCUUGUGGGUCCAAAAUCUCCUCAUCGAACUUCAUCAACCUGUCUCCUCCCCACCGACGCUCUACUGCGACAAUCUCGGCGCUGUCAACUUCUCAGCCAAUCCUAUUCAUCACUCCCGUAUGAAGCAUCUUGCUCUUGAUUUCCUAUUUGUUCGUGAUCUUGUGCAGUCGGCUUCCCUUCAUGUUCGUCACAUUCCCACUGCUCAUCAGCUUGCUGAUUCCUUGACGAAGCCACUUCCCAUCACUCGCUUCCAGCUCCCUCGUUCCAAGAUUGGUGUCGUACCCUCCUCCAUCUUGCGGGGGCGUGUUAAGGAUAUUACUUUAGAUUAAUUAUUUCUGCUCAUUAUCGUGCAUAGUGGCUUGUAUAGUGGAGAGAUAGUUAGCUGAUUUGUAGCUACGUGUGUACCCUUUCUGUUUUAGAGUUGGUAUUAAAUACCACUCUCAUAACCAAUAAUAAAUCAGAUCAUCACAG
Messenger RNA from Linum trigynum, 2067 nucleotides. Lineage: Eukaryota; Viridiplantae; Streptophyta; Magnoliopsida; Malpighiales; Linaceae. The record is from the annotation of a GenBank genome assembly.